This is a messenger RNA of Drosophila eugracilis, 4457 nucleotides long. It is a transcript of the gene Sra-1, whose product is annotated as cytoplasmic FMR1-interacting protein. Gene Ontology annotation, molecular function: small GTPase binding; RNA 7-methylguanosine cap binding. Gene Ontology annotation, biological process: regulation of actin filament polymerization; cell projection assembly; axon guidance. The record is from RefSeq and is a predicted model, not a curated record. Bases 121 to 3996 code for a protein of 1291 amino acids. Gene Ontology annotation, cellular component: SCAR complex; neuron projection; synapse. Lineage: Eukaryota; Metazoa; Arthropoda; Insecta; Diptera; Drosophilidae. The transcript has 9 exons.
GAAUGGCAAUGAGUCGUGUUGUAUUUGUGGCGAAAAAAUCUUGUAUGCCCAUUGGAAUUGGCCCCGCCUUGUUAAAUUUUACUUAAUUUGAGCUGCUGGAGGCAUGAUAAGGAGCCCAGCAUGACGGAGAAGAUUACGCUAGCCGACGCGCUGUCCAAUGUGGAGGUGCUGGACGAGCUUUCACUGCCGGACGAGCAGCCGUGCAUCGAGGCGCAGCCCUGCUCGAUUAUCUAUAAGGCAAACUUCGACACGAAUUUCGAGGAUCGAAAUGGAUUUGUCACAGGAAUUGCAAAGUACAUCGAGGAGGCCACCACCCAUGCCAACUUGAAUGUGCUCUUAGACGAAGGGCAAAAACAUGCAGUAAUGCUAUACACCUGGCGCUGCUGUUCCCGCGCCAUUCCGCAGCCCAAGUCCAAUGAGCAGCCUAAUCGUGUGGAGAUCUACGAGAAAACGGUGGAAGUUUUGGCACCCGAGGUUAAUAAGCUACUGAAUUUUAUGUACUUCCAACGAAAAGCCAUCGAAGCCUUUUCUGGCGAGGUGAAGCGUCUGUGUCACGCAGAGAAACGUAAGGACUUCGUGUCGGAGGCUUACCUGCUGACCCUCGGCAAAUUUAUCAACAUGUUUGCCGUGCUAGACGAGCUGAAGAACAUGAAGUCCAGCGUGAAGAACGAUUACUCCACGUACAGGCGAGCCGCACAAUUCCUUAAGGUGAUGUCCGACUCACACACACUUCAAGAGUCGCAGAAUCUCUCCAUGUUCCUGGCAACUCAGAACAAGAUUCGCGACACUGUCAAAGACACGCUGGAGAAGAUCGUUGGCUACGAAGAUCUGCUCUCUGAUGUGGUUAACAUCUGUGUGCACAUGUUCGAAACAAAGAUGUACUUGACCCCGGAGGAAAAGCAUAUGCUUGUAAAGGUCAUGGGCUUCGGCCUGUUCCUUAUGGACAGUGAUGCGUGCAAUAUCAACAAGCUUGAUCAGAAGAAAAAGAUCCGCCUGGAUCGUAUUGAUCGUAUCUUCAAAAACUUAGAGGUUGUGCCUCUGUUUGGUGACAUGCAGAUUGCACCUUUUAACUAUAUAAAGCGGAGCAAGCACUUUGAUUCCAGCAAAUGGCCGCUAUCCAGCUCGAACGCCAUCAGCCCCCAAGCGGAUUUGAUGGUGCACCUUCCGCAGAUACGUGAAGAUCACGUUAAGUACAUUUCGGAGCUGGCGCGAUACACAAAUGAGGUGACCACCACUGUCAAGGAGAAUCCCUCAGAUGCUGAGAACAGGAUUACGGCCGACCUUGCGCUGCGCGGUCUGCAACUGUUAUCCGAAUGGACCAGCGUGGUCACCGAGCUGUAUUCUUGGAAGCUUCUUCACCCCACAGAUCAUCACCAGAACAAGGAGUGCCCCGUUGAAGCCGAGGAGUACGAGCGGGCCACCCGUUACAACUAUACCUCGGAGGAAAAGUUCGCGCUCAUCGAGGUGAUCGCCAUGAUUAAGGGACUGCAGGUGUUGAUGGCUCGCAUAGAAACCGUGCUCUGCGAGGCUAUUCGGCGUAAUAUCUACUCCGAGUUGCAGGACUUUGUUCAGCUUUCUCUUCGUGAACCACUGCGUAAGGCAGUAAAAAACAAGAAGGACCUUAUCCGGAGCAUUAUUAUGUCGGUGCGCGAGACCUCGGCCGACUGGCAGAAAGGCUAUGAACCUACUGAUGACCCAGUGGCCAAGGGAAAGAAAGAUCCAGAUGGUGGGUUUCGCAUCGUCGUUCCGCGUCUCAAUGUGGGCCCCUCCUCUACGCAGCUGUACAUGGUGCGCACCAUGCUAGAGUCAUUAAUUGCUGACAAAAGCGGAGGCAAGCGCACACUGCGCAAAGACAUCGACGGAAAUUGCCUGCUGCAGAUCGACACGUUUCACAAGACUUCAUUUUACUGGAGCUAUCUGCUAAACUUCAGCGACACGCUCCAAAAGUGCUGCGAUCUCUCGCAACUGUGGUAUCGUGAGUUCUACUUGGAGAUGACUAUGGGUCGUAAGGUAAACAAGUGCUUGGUCCGUCAUCAGCACAACGAAGAAUGUAAGGAUCUUAUCACCAUGGAGAAGCGCAUUCAGUUCCCAAUUGAGAUGUCCAUGCCAUGGAUCCUUACCGAUCAUAUUCUACAAACGAAAGAGCCUUCGAUGAUGGAAUUUGUUUUGUAUCCUCUGGAUUUGUACAACGACUCGGCGUAUUACGCCCUCACUGUCUUCCGAAAGCAGUUCCUCUACGACGAGGUGGAGGCCGAAGUCAAUCUGUGUUUCGACCAGUUUGUUUAUAAACUUAGCGAACAGAUUUUCGCCCACUACAAGCAGUUGGCAGGUAGCAUUUUCCUGGACAAGCGAUUCCGCUUAGAGUGCGAGGUACUCGGUUUCAAUUUCCAAUCAUAUCCCCGCAACAACCGUUAUGAGACUCUGUUAAAACAACGACAUGUCCAACUGUUGGGUCGUUCUAUUGACUUGAACAAACUUAUCACACAACGGAUAAACGCGAACAUGCACAAGAGCAUUGAGUUGGCCAUAAGCCGUUUCGAGGGCAACGACAUUACCGGCAUUGUGGAACUUGAAGGUCUACUAGAAGCUAAUCGAAUUUGCCACAAGUUGUUAAGCAAAUACUUGGCCCUGGAUAACUUUGAUGGCAUGGUAAAGGAGGCUAAUCAUAACGUACUGGCGCCAUACGGCCGGAUCACACUACACGUCUUUGUAGAAUUGAACUACGACUUUUUGGUCAAUUACUGUUAUAAUGCAGCCACAAAUCGCUUCAUUCGAACCAAAGUAAAUCUGUCGUCGUCACAGGCUAUACAGCGUGAGAAGCCGCCACAAAUGUCGCAUUACUAUCUGUGGGGCUCUAAGCAACUAAAUGCUGCUUAUUCCACUCAGUAUGGUCAGUACACUGGCUUUGUAGGAUCGCCGCAUUUCCAUGCCAUGUGCCGCCUGCUAGGCUACCAAGGCAUUGCAGUCGUCAUGGACAUUAUAUUGAAGGACAUUGUGAAGCCGCUUAUCCAGGGUUCGCUACUGCAGUUUACUAAGACGCUGAUGAUUGCCAUGCCUAAGUCUUGCAAGCUGCCUCGUUGCGAAUAUGGUUCGCCAGGAGUGCUAAGCUAUUACCAAGCCCAUCUUACCGACAUCGUGCAAUAUCCGGACGCAAAGACAGAGCUGUUUCAAUCGUUCCGGGAGUUUGGAAAUAGCAUUAUUUUCUGUCUGCUGAUCGAACAGGCGCUCUCCCAGGAGGAAGUGUGCGAUCUACUACACGCAGCCCUCUUCCAAAAUAUCUUCCCCAGGCCCUUUUGCAAAGAAAAUGAGAAGCCGGAGGCUAAGCAAAAGCGCCUUGAAGCCCAGUUUGCAAACCUGCAGAUAGUUUCCAAUGUGGAAAAGAUUGGCACUGCAAAGCAAGCCAUGAUAGCACGAGAGGGAGAUUUGCUGACACGGGAACGCCUUUGCUGUGGCCUAAGCAUCUUUGAGGUUAUUCUCAACCGGGUGAAGAGCUAUUUGGACGAUCCAGUGUGGUGUGGUCCCCCACCGGCAAACGGCAUAAUCCAUGUGGAUGAGUGCUCAGAGUUCCAUCGCCUCUGGUCGGCUCUGCAGUUCGUCUAUUGCAUUCCAGUGAGGGGAACAGAGUACACCAUCGAGGAACUCUUUGGCGAGGGUCUUAACUGGGCGGGCUGUGUCAUGAUCGUGUUGCUUGGCCAGCAGAGGCGGUUCGAGGCUUUGGACUUUUGCUACCACAUUUUGCGAGUUCAGCGCGUCGAUGGCAAGGAUGAGGACGUAAAGGGCAUUCAACUAAAGCGAAUGGUGGAUCGGAUUCGUCGGUUCCAAGUAUUAAACUCACAAAUCUUCUCCAUUCUCAAUAAAUAUUUGAAGGGCGGCGACGGCGAGGGCUCAAAUGUGGAGCAUGUGCGGUGCUUUCCACCGCCACAGCAUCCCUCGGUCAUAUCGUCAUCGUCGCACUACCAGGAUCCCCAAAAACUGCGCCAGAGCAUAAACAAUUGAAGGUAUUCUGACAAAGGAUGCAUUUAAGCUAAUCGCAUACAAAUAGAUUAUACUUAAUCGCAGUGGAAGUUAUUCCCCCCAGGAGGAAAGCCAAAUCAUUGGCAAAGCUACCCAAAUUAUGACAUUUUGUUUUGUCAGAGGGGUAAUAUUGGUUUAUUUAAAUUCCAUCUUAUUGGACAUCAGUUUUGAUAUGUCGCUUUCAAUCAUAUAGUACGUAAAAUGUUUUAUCCAAGCAAUUAUAUAUAGAUGUAAUAUUGAUACCCCUGCUAGGGCAUUCAUCUCAAGUACUCUUACAUUAUCCCAAAUACUCUAUUUUAAGCUCCCUAAGAUAUUAUGUUUGGCCUUCUGUAUUCCUUCGCUAAAAACAAACAUUAUUGUUUUGCUCUCCGAUUUGAAAAUCAAAUUAGCCAAAGAAUUGAUGACAGCACGGCGAAAUAAAACCUAAUUGGCUUUAAACACAA